AUGAAAUUUGAAGAUGAAUUGGAAAAGUUACGGGAGCGGGUCAACUCACUAGAAAGUCAAAAUAUCAAGUUUAAAUAUCUAUUAGACUCGGCUUUGGACAUUACCAACAAAUCAGAAACAGGGAGCGAUGUAGAAAUAGAAACGCAAUUUUUACAAGAUGCCAUUAAACUCAUCGAAGACGAAAAGAAUAAGAUGCAAGAAGAUCUGGAGCAACUGGUCUCGGAGGAAAAUGAAACAGUAUUUACAAAAUUCAAGCAGUUGGAGAACGAAAACAUCGAGCUAAGAAAGAAAGUGGAUCUAUUAGUAAAUCUCGUUAGUAGCCUGAUUAAAGAUAUGGAGCAAUUGAAAAGAGAAUAUUCCGAGUUCAAAUUUCUCCUCACACAGCCAAACGUUAACGCAAAGUUAUUGAAAAAUAUCCUCCAACUCAACAACACAUUUGCCGAAGGAACUGGUCAACAUGCUUUGGUAAGGCAGAGAUACUUCCUACAGCGAAAAAUUGUCAAUCUGGAAUCAAAGAAGACAGAGCUACUCGGAGCUAUUGAAAACAGUAAGUCGUGCUCAUCGAGGAAGUCCGUAAGCGAUGUAAUAAAAUCGGAUCUAAAGAAGGCAAUCUUCCGAGCAAUAAAUGGCGUAGCUAAGAAAGAGUUCGAAAACCUGUUUGAGAAGGUCUUGGAAUUAGAGAAGGAACGAUCGAAGUUGUUGAGCCACCUCAAGGUAGUACUAGAUAAAUCUAAGAAGGAGAUAGCAAGCGAGUAUUAUAAGCUCCAACAAAAGAUCUUGGAUAUAGAGACAGAAAAAGCAGCUCUCCGGAAGACCUUGACAACUUUGAGGGAAGAAGAAGCAGAUAUUGCCAGUAACAGUAAGAAAGAAAUGACGCCUGAAGAUGAGAGGAAGAUCGACGAAAUCCUCAACGCCUUCUCAAAUAGUACAGUGAAAACCAGUGAGAGCUCAGAGAUGACGAGUAUUACAGCAUCCUCUCCCCCUUCAACGCAAAUGAAUGCAGCGGGUGGCUUGCCCCUUUGUGUUAUUUUGUAA
Molecule: messenger RNA, 1035 nt
Organism: Acanthoscelides obtectus
Lineage: Eukaryota; Metazoa; Arthropoda; Insecta; Coleoptera; Chrysomelidae
Source: the annotation of a GenBank genome assembly